Messenger RNA from Protopolystoma xenopodis, 447 nucleotides. The record is from the annotation of a GenBank genome assembly. Lineage: Eukaryota; Metazoa; Platyhelminthes; Monogenea; Polystomatidea; Polystomatidae.
AUGAGUGGUGUCAAUGUGGACACGGUGGUGAGCACAAACCCGCCGCCACCGGGCAUCUCGAGGCGAGUCACGGUACAGGUGAAGGUGGCCGUCCGAAAGCCUAUGACGUGGAGAGACGACGAACCCGCCUGGCAUUCGGAAGAGGUUGAUUCUUCUUUCCCUCCUCCUGCGCUGCGUCGGGAGACAUCGCAACGUCCGAUCUUCCGGGAGAAGGCACAAGUUGAGCCUUUCUCGACGGGUCAAGAAGACGUCGACAAAACUGGUAAGACAACAUUCGAUGUCGCUCCUGAGAUGGAAUCGCGUAUAGAGCCGCGGCAUCGAUACCAGAAAUUGGUUAAGACGCCAGAUCCAGUCGCAACCUCGGUCUCAGCCAGGCCGCCAACUUCGGUCCACAGCUCGGACUCUACGCCGCUACCAGCUCCGGUCCGAGAGCCCCAAACGAAGGAG